AAAAAGGAAAAAGAAGGGACUAGGGAAAAAGAAAACCAGAGAGUCCAUUGAUUAUCAACGCUCAAGGUUUCUGUAUUUGUUUUUCAAUCGAUCAUGACGGGCAAAGCCAAGCCGAAGAAGCACACAGCCAAGGAAAUCGCAGCCAAGAUUGAUGCCGCCACAACCAACCGAGGAGGCGGUAAGGCCGGAAUAGCUGACCGUUCGGGGGUGGAGAAGGGUGGACAUGCCAAGUUCGAGUGUCCCCAUUGCAAAGUAACAGCCCCUGGUGUGAAGUCGAUGCAGAUUCACCAUGAAUCCAAGCACCCUAAGAUUCCCUUUGAAGAAUCAAAGCUUGUGGAUCUUCAUGCUACUCAUGUCGCUGAGUCUUCCAAGCCUCGUCCCGGUGUUAGGGGUAGCUUGAAGAAGUGAAAUUUAUUAAUAAAACUAGACGUCUUCUUUAACAUUUCGUGCUAUUGGGUUGUUCUGGAAUCUGGGUCUGUUUUCUUUAGUACUAGGUUUGGAUAAAAAAAAAAGGUUGGAUUAGCUUUGCAAGGCCCCUCCCUUGACUAUGUUAUACCUUUAUUUAAUUCUGAUGAAAUGUUUGUGGAUAUGGGUUUUUGUCA
Hibiscus syriacus is the source of this 602-nucleotide messenger RNA. RefSeq names its product protein METHYLENE BLUE SENSITIVITY 1-like. The transcript has a single exon. Lineage: Eukaryota; Viridiplantae; Streptophyta; Magnoliopsida; Malvales; Malvaceae. Bases 94 to 408 code for a protein of 104 amino acids. The record is from RefSeq and is a predicted model, not a curated record.